Anneissia japonica is the source of this 2712-nucleotide messenger RNA. RefSeq names its product thioredoxin-like protein 4B. The transcript has 4 exons. Gene Ontology annotation, biological process: mRNA splicing, via spliceosome. Gene Ontology annotation, cellular component: U5 snRNP; U4/U6 x U5 tri-snRNP complex; spliceosomal complex. The record is from RefSeq and is a predicted model, not a curated record. NCBI's taxonomy places the organism in Eukaryota, Metazoa, Echinodermata, Crinoidea, Comatulida, Comatulidae. The coding region runs from base 223 to 672 and encodes 149 amino acids.
UUAUUUAUUGAUAAAAUUCAGCCACUGGGUUUUGAGAUCUAUGACCUUGGUACUGCUGCUGUGCUGUAUGUUAAUAAGCUGGUUUAGUAAUGAUGCUAAUGACGGGUUGACAUGCAUUAUUCUCACCAGUAAAAGGUACAGAACAUUUUUAGUGAUGGUCCCCAAAAAGUUAGUACAAAUGCAGUAAGAUUUCAGUGGGCUCAACUAAUCCAGAGGAUCAGGAUGGCGUUGCUUCUGAAAAAAUUGACGACAAAGGCAGAGAUUGAUCAAGCAAUACGCACCACUGAAGACAUUGUUCUAGUGAUGAGGUUUGGCAGAGAUGAUGAUUCAACUUGUCUGCAACAGGACAACAUUCUUGCCAAAUCAUGUGAUGAACUUGCCAAGAUGGCUGCUAUCUUUAUUGUGGAUGUAGAUACAGUGGACAUGUACAAGCGCUAUUUUGAUAUUUCACUGAUUCCAGCCACCAUCUUCUUCUUUAAUGGAGAACACAUCAAAGUAGAUUAUGGUACACCAGACCAUACAAAAUUCAUUGGAAGUUUCAAGACAAAGCAGGACUUCAUUGACCUUGUCGAGGUCAUCUACCGGGGAGCCAUGAAGGGUAAAGUAAUGGUAACAAGUCCGAUAGACAAAGCAAACAUUCCUAAGUAUGAGCUAUUGUACAAAGACAUCUGAAAACUGAACAACCAAUUGGUGAAUGCGCAUGUGCCCACAUGCUUAAGUGAACACUUAAAUUUCUUACAUGUGCACGUAGCCACCUAUAGUCAUAUACAGUACCACCUAUAAAUUACAUUCUUAUGUGACCACAGCCAUCAUACCUACAUGCUCAUAGUGUUUGCUCACUAAUGCAUGUGCAUAAUGUUCAUGUGUCCACAUGCUUAUGUGAACAAUAAGACAAGUACUUACAUGUGCAUGUGGCCACCUAGUCGUGUUCAGUACUUACAAACUGCAUUCUUAUGUGACCGCAGCAACCAUACCUACAUGCUCAUGGUAUGUGCUUACUAAUGCAUUUGCAUAAUAUACUCAUGUGCCCACAUGCUUAUGUGAACACUAAAACAAGUUCUUACAUGCGCAUGUGCCCCACUUGGCCAUGUACAUUAUCAUACUUACGUUCUUAUGUGACCACAACAGCCAUCAUACCAGUGGCAUGUUCUCACUAAUACAUGUGCCCUUUGGACCAUGUACAGUACUUACAGUACAUGCUCAUGUGUUCACUUAGCUUAUGUAACCACUUAUUCAUGUACAGUACUCCAGUACUAUACUUAUUAUGUGACAGACAUAAUUACCUUCAUGCUUAUGGUGUGUGCUCACUAAUACAUGUGCACACAAUCAUGUUCCCACUUAGAUUAUGUAAUUGCUCGUUUCCAUGUGUAUUAACUUGCUCAUGUGUUUAUUUAGCUUAGACCUAUGUGCCCACUUAAGGCCUGUUUAUACUUCAACAAUAACAAUAACGAUAAAAAAGCUAAGAAGCAAUUGUUCAUAUAGAAAAUAAAAGAAAUAAGAGAAGUUUUUACACUAGAACGAUUCGAUAGCGAUUUAUUAGUUAUGCGAUAACAGCAUAUUUUGACAAAUCAAAUCAGAUGACGUCAUAACCAUGGAAAAACCUUAAAAUCGUAGUAUUAGCAACGAUUUUAUCGUUUUUCCAUGAUUAUGACGUCAUCCGAUUUGAUUUGUUGAAAUUUUUUGUUGUCGUAUACACGAUAAAUCAUUACCAAAUCAUCCUAGUGUAAAAAAUUCUCAUUUCUUUUAUUUUCUAUAUAAACAAUCACUUUUUAGCUUUUUUAUUGUUGAAGUAUAAACAGGCCUUUAGUGAUGUACAGUGGAUACAUUGUGUGUUCUCAUGAAUUCAUGUUCUUGUGUGCAUUUCAAGACUAUUCAAACAAUUGUAAAUGUUGUAAAAUGCAUCAUAGGCACAGACAGUACCAGUAGGAUCUGUGGUGUAUAUGUACUUCGAUCUUUAUUAGAAUUGAUAUUUUAGCCAUACAUAUUAAGUCUUGUGUAUUCAGCGGAAUACUCGCGCAUUUGGGAUCUGUCUCGCACUUAAGGACCAAAAUCUCGCCCAUAAAUAUAUGCCCAUAUUAUCAAAUGUACGUAUACUAUUUGUAGUGGGUGGUAGGAGGAAACCAAUCCCCAUAACCCUAGGUACGGAAUUUUCAAAAACCUUGCGCCUGCAAACUUUUUUGACUUGCAAUCUCUAUUUACCCAACAUGACGUGUUAUUGUACUAAAUAAUAAUCAUCCCCCGAGAGGGGUGGAAAAAAUUUAACAUGAUUACAGUAGUCCAACCCACAAUCAUGGAAGUCGCAUUAGCAGCACUUUGUUAGACGCUGUACAUAUCGGAAUAUAUUAUUGAUUAGUGGUACAGUAUAUUUUAUGUAAAUUUCAUUCUUAAAUGUCGUUGCUAUAGGAUACGUAUGUCAAAGUUUAUAUGGUUGUGUUACAGCAAUUAUAUUAAUUUAAUUAUUUACACUAUCAUAAAUAAUAGUGUUAAGUUUAAUCUGUUGAAUGAAUAGAUAGAUUUUACAUAUGCAAACAGCAGAGAAGUGUCUAGUUACGGUAUCAACUAUUUAUUGGCAUUUAGUAACAACAGUAAAAUACAGAACCAGGUUGUGAGUAGAGGUAAUAUUUCCUUACUAAAAUUCCAAAAUAUGUAUGUAGGUACUAGGAUACUAAACCUUGAAGAAAACAUUUGUGAUUAAAUUUUAGGUUGACAUUA